This is a messenger RNA of Artibeus jamaicensis (Jamaican fruit-eating bat), 960 nucleotides long. RefSeq names its product t-complex 11 (gene TCP11). NCBI's taxonomy places the organism in Eukaryota, Metazoa, Chordata, Mammalia, Chiroptera, Phyllostomidae. Gene Ontology annotation, biological process: regulation of sperm capacitation. The record is from RefSeq and is a predicted model, not a curated record. Gene Ontology annotation, cellular component: sperm flagellum; acrosomal vesicle.
AUGGGCCUCCUCAAGCAGGAAGCCGAGCUCGGGGCCCUGAAGGUCCCUCACCUCUCCAAGUACAUUCUCAACACAGUGACUUUGCUGGGUGCACCGGUUGGAGAUGAAGCUGUGCAGAGACUGGACAGCAUCACAGACCCUGUGUGGUUGUUAAGGGGGAUCUUCCGGGUCCUGGGCCUGAUGAAAACGCACAGGAUGAAUUACAACCAGAGCCUUCAACCCCACCUGCAGGAACAUUCCAUUCAGUAUGAACGGGCUAAAUUCCAGCAACUCCUCGACAAACAGCCAAGCCUCCUGGAUCGCACCACCGGGUGGCGGACCUGAGCAGCAGCAGACCUUGCCACGCUGCCUCCAGCUUGCCCCGAAGCUCCGGACCCCUGUGGGGUGGCCUGCCCCUCUCCGAAGGGGGUAGCCCACAGCCCCGAGCCCCUUAGCCCCACAGUGGUGCCGUCCCAGGGUUUCCUGAACCUUCUUCUCUGGGACCCUGAUGAAGAGUUCCCUGAGAUGCUGCUGGUGGACAGAGCCCGGCUGCAGAAGCUGCAGUCACAGCUGCUCUACUUGACCAUCCCGGCCUCGGUCUUGCUGGUGACCAGCAGUUUCUCUGUCAGCGUUCUGUUUGGCUCCCCUCAGUUUGUGGAUAAGCUGAAAUGCAGAAUCGAAGCCUCCAUGGAGGAAUUGAAUUCUCGGCCUGAGGAGGCCAUACUGACUGUGAGUGAACGGAUGUCUCAGGAAAUCAAUCAAAGCCUUAAGAACAUGGGCCUUGCUGCUCCGAGCAGUGACAACACAGCCUCUUUGGUGGGACAGCUCCAGGACACUGCCCACAAGGAGAACUGUGUCCGCAGCAUCAUCGUGUCUUUUCCCGCUCACAGAUCAGCGGAUCCACUUGUUUCUCAAAUGCUGUUUGGUUCUUGGUGUGCAGCGCUCUUGAUUAGGCCUCCCCCGAGGCCUUACUCUCAUUGA